Molecule: messenger RNA, 2062 nt
Organism: Megalops cyprinoides (Indo-Pacific tarpon)
Lineage: Eukaryota; Metazoa; Chordata; Actinopteri; Elopiformes; Megalopidae
Gene: actl6a
Product: actin-like 6A
Exons: 14
Coding region: 114-1418 (434 amino acids)
Biological process (GO): regulation of transcription by RNA polymerase II; nervous system development
Cellular component (GO): SWI/SNF complex; NuA4 histone acetyltransferase complex
Molecular function (GO): chromatin binding
Source: RefSeq, a predicted model, not a curated record
UCAAAGGGGGUACAUUUCUUUUGUUGGAAUAAAAAGGGUUGGGGGGGUAGUGUGGCUUGUUAAUAUUGAUAACAUUGGCAAUAGUUUCCUUUUUCACUUAACCAACUGAAAGGAUGAGUGGAGGAGUGUAUGGUGGAGAUGAGGUUGGAGCCCUGGUGUUUGAUAUCGGAUCAUACACAGUAAGGGCGGGGUAUGCCGGAGAGGAUUGUCCCAAGGCCGACUUCCCCACGGUGAUCGGGGUGACCCUGGACAGAGAGGAUGGCAGCGUCCCCAUGGAGACGGAUGGUGAUAAGGGCAAGCAAAGUGGCACCACCUACUACAUCGACACCAACCAGCUGAGGGUGCCACGGGAAAACAUGGAGGUCAUGUCCCCUCUGAAAAACGGAAUGAUUGAAGAUUGGGACAGCUUCCAGGCCAUUUUAGAUCACACCUACAAGAUGCACUUCAAGUCAGAGCCCAGCCUGCACCCCGUGCUCAUGUCAGAGGCCUCUUGGAAUACUCGAGCCAAGAGGGAGAAGCUGACAGAACUGAUGUUUGAGCAUUACAACAUACCGGCAUUCUUCCUGUGCAAAACUGCCGUCCUGUCAUCUUUUGCAAAUGGGCGAUCUACAGGUCUAGUAUUAGACAGUGGAGCCACACAUACAACAGCUAUUCCAGUGCAUGAUGGAUAUGUCCUUCAGCAAGGGAUCGUCAAGUCUCCCCUUGCAGGAGACUUUAUGAGUAUGCAAUGCAGGGAGCUGUUUCAAGAGUUAAACGUGGAAAUAAUCCCUCCUUACAUGAUUGCUUCAAAGGUGAGAACUGCUAAAGAAGCAGUACGAGAAGGUGCCCCUGCCAAUUGGAAGAAGAAAGAAAAGCUACCUCAAGUCACCCGAUCAUGGCAUAACUACAUGUGUAAUUCAGUGAUCCAGGAUUUCCAAGCCUCAGUACUGCAGGUGUCUGAUUCACCUUAUGAUGAACAAGUGGCAGCCCAGAUGCCCACAGUUCAUUAUGAGCUGCCCAACGGCUACAACUGUGACUUUGGAGCAGAGAGACUUAAGAUCCCCGAGGGUCUGUUUGACCCCUCCAAUGCCAAGGGUCUGUCUGGGAACACCAUGCUGGGGGUAGGCCACGUGGUUACCACCAGUGUGGGGAUGUGUGACAUCGACAUCCGCCCGGGCCUGUACGGCAGUGUCGUGGUUACUGGUGGAAACACAUUGAUCCAGGGCUUCACAGACCGUCUCAAUAGAGAGCUUUCUCAGAAGACACCACCAAGCAUGCGUCUGAAGUUGAUAGCCAACAACACCACGGUGGAGCGCAGGUUCAGUGCUUGGAUUGGAGGUUCUAUCCUGGCAUCACUGGGAACCUUCCAGCAAAUGUGGAUUUCAAAGCAGGAGUAUGAGGAGGGUGGAAAGCAGUGUGUGGACAGGAAGUGCCCUUAACUGACCACAACACCCCGCUGCCUUUCGAACUCAAAAUAACUUGGAUUAGUUUAGCCUUUUCAGUGGACUCAGGAACACCCAACAAUAUUCAGUUUUGUAGGUUUUUUCCUUAAUGUAUAAACAGCAUACGAAAAAUUGGCUUCCUUUAUACCUCUGAGUAGAAAACAUGGUGUAGUAAACAUAUAGAGCAAUCAAGCCUACUCCUGGUUUUCUGCUGUUUUCCUACUACAAAAACACAGCUGUUAAUGUUCUAUUGAAUCUUCUGCUUUUGUUAUUUUUGAUAGAACUUUUCUAAGUCUAUUUUGAUAUACUAUUCUUGGCAGGAAUUAUUUUCAAGCAAUUGUGUUUUAAGCAGUGGAUCUUACCCUACAUUUCAUCAGGUUAAAUAACUUUUCACUUGUCAACACAUCUGUUCUGCUGCUGUUGUUGGGAUCAUCGUAAUGACUAAAACUCUUGCUUCCAAUAAGAUGACGCACUGUACAAAAUGUUGAAAAUUGCUCACUGCAAAUGUUUGAAUUCCAUAUUUUAUUAGUUUGUAUAACAUGUUGAAUGGCCAUUGGCUGUCUUCUGAAAAUAAAAUCCUUUUUAAGUGAUGCUUGUGUAAUUAAAAUGUAAAGCAAACCUGUAUAACAGCACUGAUGUAU